GUGAGACAGUGACGACGGGAACCCUGGGCCUGCAGUCAGUGACAGCCCCAUCUCCUCCCUCCACACAAUGCCCUUGUCUCAUGGAUGCACUCAUGUCUCUCCUGUGCCUUGUUUUUGGAUUUAUGGAGCUCGCAGCUGCAGCUGCUCUGACUGUGAGUCCCAGCAGAUCUCAGUUCUUUGAGUUAGGCUCUGUGUUUCUGAGCUGUGAGGAGGAAAAAAGCUCUGCUGGAUGGACUGUAUGGAGGAACACAGUCAGAAGAACCAGGACUCAGUGUGGAAAGGAAUGGGGGGAAUCAGCUGGUUCUACCUGUAGCAUCAGCUACCUCCACCCAGCAGACAGUGGAGUUUACUGGUGUUGGUCCAGAGAGGGAGCAGCCAGCGGCAGCAUCAACCUCACUGUCACUGGUGGAUCAGUGAUCCUGCAGAGUCCUGUCCUCCCUGUGAUGGAGGGAGAUGACGUCACUCUGAGCUGUCUAACAAAGACCACUCCCUCCAACCUCCCAGCUGCUUUCUAUAAAGAUGGCUCCCUCAUCAGGACUGAGCCCAAAGGUCACAUGACCCUCCACCAUGUGACCAGCUCUGAUGAAGGCCUCUACAAGUGUAACAUCAGAGGUCAUGGAGAGUCUCCAUCCAGCUGGAUCUCUGUUGAAGUAAGAGCCACCUCUGGAGCUCCGCCCCCCGCCUCCCUCCAGCUCCUAGGACCGAUCUGCCACCUGGUGGUGUUCUGUGUCUUCUUCACCUCAACUCUCCUGAUUUCGGCCUAUUAGGGACAGAGCCACAGGCAUCACACAGCUCCAAACAUGCAAGACCAACACAGAACAGCUGAGGAGGAAAACGCCAACAAUGAGCAUCACUUCUGAGCUGCAGAGCUUAUGUUAGAUCCCUUACAUUGUUAUUGUAAGAAUACAAAUCUAAACCACUGAUUCACAAAACAUGUACUUAAGAGUUUUUAUUGAGUGUAAGGUGAAUAAAAAGGAGUUCAAAGGUCAGUGGCGUUUGG
Cyprinodon tularosa is the source of this 1000-nucleotide messenger RNA. RefSeq names its product Fc receptor-like protein 5. The transcript has 5 exons. Gene Ontology annotation, biological process: cell surface receptor signaling pathway. Gene Ontology annotation, molecular function: transmembrane signaling receptor activity. The coding region runs from base 81 to 767 and encodes 228 amino acids. The record is from RefSeq and is a predicted model, not a curated record. NCBI's taxonomy places the organism in Eukaryota, Metazoa, Chordata, Actinopteri, Cyprinodontiformes, Cyprinodontidae.